Messenger RNA from Mycena citricolor, 2946 nucleotides. The record is from the annotation of a GenBank genome assembly. Lineage: Eukaryota; Fungi; Basidiomycota; Agaricomycetes; Agaricales; Mycenaceae.
AUGCACCCUUGUCGCGUUGCCCUGGUGCGCUCUGCGACGCGCAGGAUAUGGGCAAGCCGAAGUGGUCUCUACCACUCAUUCUCCACGUCCUCUCGUCUGCUCGAUGACCGCAGCCAAAAGACCCGCCGGACUGAGACCGGCAAACGGUCGCUCUCACCGGAGGAAUUUGCUGAACUGACCGAGUUUUCGGCGGGACUCGUGGACUUGGCGUCUUCUCCGAAGCCUCCCAACAAGUCUUGGAAGGUGUUCACAAAUCCCGGGAGAGACAAUCGCAGACUGAGCCAAGCGAUACCUGUGCUGAGGUCCGCAUCUGUGGGCUCGCUCGAGAAGAGGGCGUUUGAAGCUCCCGAACCGGGAACCGGCUUCGGAGGAUUGGAUGGUGACGAAGGACCGUCCGAAAGUUUCAUGCCUGGGACUUUUGUAGAGUUGCGCAGGCGCGUUCAGUUUGCAAUAUUUCUAGGGUGUUCGCUGAUCACGCUGCACAGAAAUGAAGGGACGGUGAUGUGUGUGGUCCUCGAAGAGAUUCAGGUGGCUGGUCAGCGCCGAAUCGUUGGUCUCACGUCCUCAGGAGAGGUCCUCUUUGCAUUGAAGGACGAUGUCAUGUUUGCUGUUCCUGGUUUCAUUUCCCCCGACCUCGCAGCCCGCUGCUCUACCGAAGCCACGGCACAGAACAAGGUGCAGCAAAAUGCGCGUGUUACGGUCUUAAAGAAGAUUCUGGAGCUGGCUAACGCUGUGGAGAAAGAGGCCUCAAAAAUGAAUGUUACGGGUAUAGGGCGAGCGUAUCAGGUUCUGAGCGCACGCGAUCCCGAGGCAUGGGGAAAGACUACCACCCCCGAAGUGGCGCGUCUUUUCGGCGGUCUCUCACCCACCAUCUCAAUGGUCACCAUAUUCGCGGCACAUCGUCAUAUGAUGCAGAACCCGUUACACUUCGUCCCUGAACUCGGCUAUAUCCAAACAAAGACCUUCAUCCUCCGUCCGCGCUCAGAAUGUGCCCUGAUAACGCGCGUGUCGGGGUGGACAAGACAAGGAUCCGACUUAUUGAAGGCUUUCGCCACUCGCGCACUGGCGGUGAUCGACCGGCAACGCAAGAUCAGUGUAGAGUCGUGGACCGAGCCUCCGUCUCAGGCUCCCGGGACGCACACCUGGACAUCUGAAGAAGUCGACAUUUUGCGGUUUCUCCAGCUCUCACUGCGGACUCGCCGUAGUACCCAAAAGGAUCCGUACACUCUUCCGCAAAGUUAUAUCCUAAGGCUGCUCUAUCCAGAGGCCGAGGUGACGGACGAUCUGGUUCAUGAGACGCUGGUGAAUCUAGGGGUAUAUGCUCCCUGGCAGGACUUGAUGUCUCUGCAACGGGAACUAGGCUUUGAUCCUCGACCGCCCGCGCUUUCGCCUAGCUACCAGGAGAAGGAGGCUAUCGUCAAGCGUUCGAUGAGCUUGCCGCCGGCACCGAGCGGUCCGCUUGGCCCGGAAGAUCUUUACAAGACCGAUCCAAUGGAGAGUUUCCGUCAUGACUUCGGAGAUCUCGCCGUGUAUGUCAUGGACGAUGCGAACGCUCACGAGCUGGACGAUGGGGUCUCGUACGAAGAGGUUAUCGGCAAACCCGGCAGCUACUGGGUCCAUUCUCACAUCGCAAACCCCACGUCGACACUGCCGCACACGCACAUUCUAGCUCGCAGAGCAGCGCUGCAGCUCCAGACGAUGUACUUCAAUCAUCGCACGUUCCCCCUGCUUCCCACCAGUCUCGUCCACUCUUCGUUGCCCGGAUUCUCACUUGUCGGGGGGCAGGAGAAUCGGGUGCUGACGAUCAGCACGAGAAUCGACAAGCAAGGCAGUCUUCGGGAGGUCUUGGUGCGACCCGGCAUCGUGCGGAAUGUGAUCAAGAUGAGCUACGACGAUGCGGAUCUCGCGGUCCACGGCGUCGUAGCCCAGCGUUGGUAUCCUCUAUCUGAUGCGCCGCCGCCUGCCCCUGCGAUGUCCCGGGUCCCGGACAAGUGUGUGCAAGAUCUGCGGGUCCUCGGCAAGAUACGAGAUCGGAUGCAGCGGCGGCGGUACAACAUGGGGUUGAUCGAGACGGAGUCCGAAGUAUCCAGAGUCGACAUGCCGGAGCCUCCUUCGUUGGACAUGACAAGCCCCAUCUUUGAGCCCAGCGAGUUCCGGGGAUUCCCCAAGCUGGAUUAUUCCGUGCACAAGUUCAGCGCGAAUGCUUUUGGGGCCCGGGCGAUCGUCGGAGAAGCGAUGAAACUCGCGUGCUGGGGUGUGUCUGUCUGGUGCAGGGACCGGGGAAUCCCGGUUCUACGCAGGGCUUCAGCCAAGAUGGUUGCUAGUCCAGAAAACUGGGAGAAAUUGUAUGCGGCACGAGAUGAGGCUGGCUACGUGGACACGUCUACUAUCAUGGCUCUUUGCCAGCUCCCUAUCGGCAAUUACAGUCUGGAGCCGAGCGCUCACUGGGCGUUGGGUAUUCCAGCGACGGAUGGCUACACCAGAGCUACUUCUCCCCUGCGUCGUUUCACCGAUCUGCUCGUGCAUUAUCAAGUGCAAAGCCACCUGCUCGGAAAACCGCUCCCUUUCUCGGCUGACUGGAUCGAGGGGCAGCGACUUUUCAUUAGUCGUGACGACAUUCUCAAGCGACGCAGUGAAUCACUGCACCAGCGAUUCUGGGCUCUGAUGGCCCUCAAGCGACAGAUGUUGACGCCAGCUUCGUUGAGACGGGAUGGGCCGAACCCUCUUCAACAGCUCGAUGCCGUGGUGAUGAACCCACCGAUCCACAACAAUUACUCGGGCGAAAUCGACGUCGAUGUUCGCAUUCCGCGGCUUGGGAUCUCUGGGCAACUGCAGGAUAUCGGCACCUGGCGCAUGCCAACGACGAGGGUCGGGGACCGCUUUGCUGUCAAGAUCAAGCAGAUCGACCUCGGCGUCCGACCGGGGCUGAGGCUGUCUCUCGUGUGA